Molecule: messenger RNA, 2397 nt
Organism: Poeciliopsis prolifica (blackstripe livebearer)
Lineage: Eukaryota; Metazoa; Chordata; Actinopteri; Cyprinodontiformes; Poeciliidae
Product: SH2 domain-containing protein 7-like
Exons: 6
Coding region: 1-1329 (442 amino acids)
Cellular component (GO): cytoplasm
Source: RefSeq, a predicted model, not a curated record
AUGGCGAAGCAGUCGAUGGAGGACCUGCAGGCGCUGGCGGUAGAUGGAGGCCUGAAGGAACUGGUGAUCAGGUGGUUCACCGACACGCAGGCGCCUCUCAUCCUGCAGAAUGGAAACUUCCCUGACUGGUUCCAGGGCCUCGCUGCCAGAAAGGAAGCAGAAGAUGUGCUGAGAGAUAAAGCUCUGGGCUGCUUCCUCAUCCGCCUCAGUGAUAAAGCCAUCGGCUACAUCCUGUCCUACAAAGGUCAAGACAGGUGUCGCCAUUUUGUAAUUUCCCAAAAUCCUGAAGGGCAGUUUGUGAUAGCAGGAGACUGUCAGCUGUUUGGCAGUCUGACCCAGCUGAUCGAGUAUUACAAGGUCCGGCCCAUCCAGCCGUUUGGGGAGUUCCUCACCUCCAGCUGCUGCCAGGACGAUGCUGAUGAUCUGUAUGAUGUGGUCAAUGCCAAGAAGACUUCAGGUGUCAGUGUUCAAGCUCUGCGCUCCAUCUGGGACCAAGUCGAACCUGACAAGAAACAAAAGGUUCAGCAGCAUCAGAGUGAAUCUCAUCCAGCACCGGCGCCUUCCCUCCCUCCCAAGUCCAGAAACAGGAAGCUGACGGGAACCGUAUCCGUGGACGCAUCGUCUCUUUCACAGACCCUUCCUCCGGUACCAAAAAGAGGAAUGCCUCUGUGUUUUUCCUUGAGUGGAUCUCUACCAGACACAAUGUCCUAUCCCAGUGAAAUGCCAGCCAACCCAAACAGAGAGCCGAGACACAGAGGAAGGACAACUCCGCCGUGUCCCGCUAACAGAGACUCCUUCCACCCAACAGACUCAAACAAUUCAAGCCAUUUAUACAAAGAAAUGUUGCCGGGUGCUGAUCUGAGCCAGGUGGAGAGCCGGAGCCAGUCCCUGCCGUACCUGGGCAACGACGACGACAAGGAGGAGAAAUACUCCAACAAGUUUAACAGCCUCUCUGUCACAGCGCCCGCCCCGUCAAAGAAGGUCACCUGCCUCACGUACUCCUCACACACUCCAGGUGUGACUCAGAGCAGCUCCGGGUCAGAACCAGAGAACGGCAGCCUGGACCAGCUGAGACCCAACCCUCUGUACCAAUCGUCCGAGGCCGCCGCAGGGGGUCCGGCCCAGCAGGCAGGCAGCAUGUACGCCGAGGUCUCUGAUGGCCCCACGCGGUCCCCCGAUGACACGUACGAGCAGAUCCCCGGAGACGGCGCCGGCCACAGCAACACGUACGAGUCGGUGGAGGACGUGAAGAACAAAAAACCCAAAAGCACCUGGGGGAAAAAUAACAUUAACUGGAAGAAAUUUUUCCCUGAUAACAAGAAGAAAUGAAGGAUGCGACCCUGAAGUUCCUGUAAGAUGGUUCUGGAUCUUCUGCGUCUGUAACUCUGGACCGUUUGGGUUUUAAUGUAACAGCCGUUUCCUCAGUUCUGUUUCAGUUGCUGCAUUUCCACUGAUUGUAUAAUUGCACUAUUUGAUAUUUUAAGUUAAAUUUGCUUUAUGGAAACAUGGCAAUUUAGAAAUUUUUUUUGUUUUUGAUAAAAACUUUUGGCAACAGGGUGAAGUGUUUUUUUUUUUGGCUGCAGCAGCAGAACUUUUUUUGCAUCACAUGAUCAACAGCUGGAUGUUACCACUGAUGGAAACAACAAAGAAGAAGACAGGAAGUAGUUGAAGGAUGAGUUAAUGACUUAACUUAAUCAUGUCUGAUGUUAAUUGUGUUUCUUAAUCAAUGAAAACUCUGCUAUUGUAAAUUGUGUUUAUUUUUUAAAUAAAUAGAAUAUUAAUAACGUUUGCAAAAGGUUUUGUGAUGGAAACAGAUGGUGGCCUGGCUUCCCAUCCAGCUCCUGAUCAGCUGUAACUCAGUCAUAUCUUCCUUUUCUCAUCCUGUAUUUCUGUGUUUUCCUCCUGUAGGUAGUUUAGGAUUCACCCUGGACUUUACUGUUUGGUUUUUCUUAUUUUAAAUUGCAUAUUGUAAAUUGUAAAUUAACUGUAAACCACUGAGUUUCACCUGUCUGCUUCUUGCCUAAAUGCAUUCCCCAACUUUAUGAGAAAAUGUUUCCAUUCUAAGGUAGAGAAGAAAAAAUAAAGGUUUUUUGGUUGAUGAUCUAUAUGAACAUUAAAGAUAAUCAAUCCAGUUGUAGUUAUGAAAUGACUAAAUCAUAAAGGACAACUAUUAGCAACGACCAGAUUUAUUAGUAAAUAUUGGGUAAAUGGGAAUCAGCAACUUUUUUUGUCAUAAAACCAGAUUUAGUGAAGCAGAUUACAUAAAAUAAUGGAUUAAAUGUCAUCCUUCAGUGGGAAGGUUGCUGGUUCAAUCUUUGUUUCAUCGAUUUAUUUUGUAAUUUUCAAAUAUUUGUUUAAAAAUGUAUUUCUAUUUGAUGAUUGCUUGUUAAGUUUUCC